AUGCCGCCCUCGGACGACAUCUUGGAGGAUUUGCUGUUCGGUGUAAAACAGGAGAAGCCGAAGCGCGGCACUGCCCCGAAGCCUAAAAGUGGUAAGGCUCCUGAGGAGCCUGUCAAAACGGAAGGGCCUGGUCCUAUUCGGUUGCUGCCAGCAUCGCUUCAGAUGGAUUUCACCAUUGAGGAGCAGUCCAGUGAUGAUGAAACUCAAGAUGUCGAAAUACUAUCGGGCCAUCGUGCAAAAGCCAAAACCUUAAAAGUCGCGAAGAAGCUGGUGAAUCGGGAAAGAGUUCGGGCCGACCAGAUCGUUGAGGUGAAACGUCUGAAUGGCAUCUUCACAUACGGCGAGUCAAUCCCGGACCCUCUAAUUAAUUGGAACACCCCGCCAUUCCCUGCCAAACUGAUAGAAAAUCUGAAGGAAUUUCGAAUCACGGAGCCGUCCCCAAUUCAAAUGCAAUCGAUACCAAUAAUGCUUGAGAAGCGCGAUUUGUUAGCCUCGGCGCCGACUGGUUCGGGAAAGACGCUGGCUUUUGCGGCUCCUGUUAUCACCGAAAUCGUAAGGUUGAAAAAGCUGGAGAAAUAUGCGGCUGGUGGGAAGCAGCUUGCGAUCGUGCUGGAGCCAACGCGAGAGCUAGCGGUUCAAACCUAUCGACAGUUCAUCAAAUUUUCACAAGGUCUUCCACUAACGACUGCGCUUCUAGACGAUAUUGAGGAGCUGAAAAAAGCCGACGUCAUCGUUGGAACCCCUAAGCGUCUUCUGGAGGUGAUUCCGGAAAUCAGCCUGAAGUGGCUGCGAUGGCUUAUUGUCGAUGAGAGCGAUCGCUUGUUCGACAAUGUGGCCACGAAACGGAAUGGCGCCAAAGAUACUUUCAGAGCACAGCUUUCGGCCAUUUACGCCGCAUGCAACGGCAAAUGGAUCAAACGCGCGUUCUUCUCUGCCACGUACAACCAAGAGGUGGAAAAAUGGUGCAAAGAGCAAAUCCCGGAUUUGGCUAUGGUGUGCAUCGGUGAAAGAAACGUUGCCAACUCGAAUGUGGUUCAGGAGUUGAUAUUCACUGGAGAUGAGCAGGGCAAGCUUUUUGCGCUGCGCAAUCUGCUGGUGCAAGCGUACGAGCCGCCCGUCAUGUUAUUCGUUCAAAGCAAGGAGCGUGUCCGGCAACUGGAAACCUGGUUUUCAAAUCUAUCGUUCACAGUGGCGUACGCCGUGUUGUCGAGUGAUUGCUCGCAGGCGGAGCGUGACGCUGCGCUGAUGGGCGUUCGAACUAGAAAAACCUGGGUAUUAGUGUGUACGGAGUUGGCCGGGCGCGGACUUGAUCUGCCUACCGUCAACCUAGUGAUAAAUUUCGAUCUGCCGACUACCGUUGUCUCGUACAUCCAUAGAAUCGGCCGGACUGGUCGAGCCGGGCGGAAGGGACGCGCAAUUACGUAUUUCACUCGUAAUGACUUUAAGUACCUGCGCCCGAUCGCUACUGUCAUCCACCAAUCGGGCUUCGAAGUCCCAGAAUACACUUUGAAGCUGAAGCCCAUCGCCAGAAAAGAGAAGAAGCAAAUCUACCGCCAUGCCAUCAAACGGAAAAGUGUUGCCAAGCCGAAACGGAAACGCACACACGGAAAAGGCGACAAGGGUACGCCAGCAAAGAAGGCAAGAAAAGAA
This is a messenger RNA of Mesorhabditis spiculigera, 1650 nucleotides long. Lineage: Eukaryota; Metazoa; Nematoda; Chromadorea; Rhabditida; Rhabditidae. The record is from the annotation of a GenBank genome assembly.